Molecule: messenger RNA, 1407 nt
Organism: Magnusiomyces paraingens
Lineage: Eukaryota; Fungi; Ascomycota; Dipodascomycetes; Dipodascales; Dipodascaceae
Exons: 1
Coding region: 1-1407 (468 amino acids)
Biological process (GO): regulation of glucose metabolic process; protein phosphorylation
Cellular component (GO): mitochondrion
Molecular function (GO): pyruvate dehydrogenase (acetyl-transferring) kinase activity
Source: RefSeq, a predicted model, not a curated record
AUGCUUCGCACGACUAUUAAGCACCGCCCACCACCGCUGCCUAAACUUAUCCGUUAUUGGAGUGAUUUUGCCCAUCAUGCUGAGCCUGGCUCGCUUGGCUCUCAGUUGGUCUCUUAUACAUAUCCCCGAGGGUCUACACUUAUCAACUCGCGGCACUUUUACCAAAACACGGUUCUCAUGGAGUGGGUGCAGCGAGAUCCUCGGCCGGUGUCUUUAAGACAACUUGCAUUUUUUGGACGCAGGCUUACUCGUGAUAAGCUUUUGGCAUCGGCAAACUUUGUGCAGCAGGAACUUCCCACUCGUCUGGCGCAUCGUAUCCGUGAUAUGCAGGUUCUGCCCUUUGGCGCGGUAUCCAAUCCUCACCUGUGUUCCGUAUACGAGAUGUACUAUACUGCAUUUGAUCAGUUUCGUCGCUUUUCAAAGAUUAAUACUCUUGAGGAUAAUGAACGCUUUUGCGGGCUUCUUAAUAAACUUUUGAAUGACCACUUGACCGUCAUUCCCAAGCUUGUCAUGGGUGCUAUUGAAUGUUCCAUGGCCAACUCGAUCGACUCGCUCCGUUUGGAUUCUUUUAUGUCUUCCAUCCUGAGAUCUCGAAUUUCCCGUCGCGUUAUUGCUGAACAACAUCUUGCCUUAUCGUCGGCUUUCGCCACUCCGGCAGCCAAUACAAGCCAUGCGGACGACCCUUCAUAUAUAGGCGCUGUAUUUCUGCAAUGUUCUGCAAAAGAAGCCGUUCAAUCUUGUGGUUCGCGUGCUUCGGAGCUAAUUCAAGAUUUGUAUCCCAAUGCGUUGAUGCCUGAAAUUAUAAUUGAAGGAAGUGAGGAUGCCCGAUUCCCAUAUAUGCAGUCCCAUCUAGACUACAUUUUGGGUGAGUUACUACGAAACUCAAUUGAGGCUACUGUCAAGAACCAUGAGGGUAAGAAAUCUCCUCCACCUAUUGUUGUUUCUAUUUCCAACACGCACGAGUCUGUUUUAAUUCGGGUGUCGGAUCAAGGAGGUGGCAUUGCUCCUGAAAUUCUGCCUUACAUUUGGUCUUUUUCUAAGGGCCCGCAAAUGGAACACCGUCUUGACAAUUUUAAGCAAGUCCCGACUUUUGCAGGGCUCUUGCAAGAAGUGGCUACGGAAGAAGAGCAGCUUGAACAAAAAUUAAGCCAUAAGCAUGGUAAAUCAUCGCCUCUACAUCCAUUAUCAGAUAAGGAACGCGAUGAGAUGAUGGCUUCACUUUCGUCGCUUAUGUCUCGGCCACCACACUUAAAGCUCGGAAUGGGAUUGCCACUUAGCAAAGUCUACGUUGAAUACUGGGAUGGUCAUAUCGACCUUCACUCACUUGAAGGAUAUGGCUGUGAUGUAUUUUUGCGCAUUUCGCGCCUCGGUAACCAGAGUGAAAGAUUACAAUUGGAUAGGGUAUAA